Messenger RNA from Maylandia zebra (zebra mbuna), 3641 nucleotides. RefSeq names its product chromobox homolog 6a (gene cbx6a). Gene Ontology annotation, molecular function: chromatin binding. The record is from RefSeq and is a predicted model, not a curated record. Gene Ontology annotation, biological process: negative regulation of transcription by RNA polymerase II. Gene Ontology annotation, cellular component: PRC1 complex; chromatin. Lineage: Eukaryota; Metazoa; Chordata; Actinopteri; Cichliformes; Cichlidae.
CCAGAUAGGUCGCACCGCUGCUGCUGUGCUGUGCUGUCUCCGUGUGUGUGCAGCCCUUCGCACGGUUUGGUCGAUCCGUGCAGACAGCGGAGCUUGUCGUCUGGAGAGACGGACACCGAGACAGGUAGCUCAGUUCGGGUAUGAAACAUGGAGCUCUCGGCGGGAGAUCGCAUUUUCGCCGCGGAAGCCAUACUUAAACGCCGCGUCCGUAAGGGAAGGCUCGAAUACCUGGUGAAAUGGAAAGGAUGGGCAAUGAAGCACAGUACUUGGGAGCCGGAGGAGAACAUCCUGGAUGACAGGCUGAUUUUGGGGUUUGAGCAAAAAGAGCGGGAAAGAGAGUUGCACGGGCCAAAGAAAAGGGGACCAAAACCCAAGAACCUUGUAAUGAAGGCUCGCGGUCAGAAAGGAGAGAGCGGCAGCCGAGCCUCAAACACCCGCCAGACCACUUUGCGUCCUACUUCGUCCACUUCUAACCGGGCAGCUUCCUCCUCCUCCUCUGCCUCAGCGCAUCUUUUACCGUCGUCCUCCAGCUCGGCUGUCGCACCUUCCCCUAAACUUAACUCCCUUGCGGCCACACACAAACUGAAGAAAGACAUUCACCGCUGCCACCGGAUGUCCCGGCGCCCUCUGCCUCGCACAGACCCCAUGGCGACCACCUUCUCCAACCCUGGUGGCUUCCCGUCCCGCAUGCACGUUUCUCCCUUCUCUGAAACCGUCCGCAUCCUUAACCGUAGGGUGAAACCCCGGGAAGUCAAGAGAGGCCGAAUCAUCCUCAAUCUGAAGGUCAUCGACAAAGCGGGCCGGGGUGGCACAGCGGCCGGGGGUCGGAAUAUUUCGGCAGGACGUCAGAACAUCCCAUCCCGCAAUCGUAUCAUUGGGAAGAAGAGGGAAGCCCCAUAUAGACCUUUCCAGCCUCCUCUGAAGAUGCUGGGGUUCCCGAUGUACGGGAAGCCAUUCGGGCUGCAGUGCGGAGGACCUGUGCCUUUUCACUCCCACCCAAGCUCAUGCUCCAGCACAGGAGCUAGGGAAAGCCGCACCAGCCCCUCUCAGUUCCAGGCACCUCCUUCUCCUUCCAGCUCCAGUGGGUCUGAAGGAAAAUCUCCCACCAAUGCUACUGCUGCCCAGUCUCAGCCUUCCACUGGGGCCUCGCCGUCUAGCAAGGAUCCCAAGUCCAGCAAACCUCACGCAGACACUCAGAAGAGCCAGAGCACCAAGUCCUCCACCCCUGCCGCGUCCUCAGAUGCAAACCAGGCUGCAUCAUCAUCAUCCCCCUUCCUCCCCUCCUCUCCCUCUUCCUCCCUGGAAGACGAAGAGGACGAGGGCGCCCCGGACCGUACGGUGCCCUCAGAGGAAGGCAGGAAAAAUCCUCGCCAGUGCAGGGCUAAACACCAGUUGCCCACCGCGCUCCCCCCUGCCACUCCCGGGGACCAAACCUCUGCCCCCACCGAACCUCCAAGGGUGCCCGCUGAGGGAGACCCCGACUGGCACCCUGAAAUGGCUCCGAGCUGCAAGGAUGUAGUGGUCACAGAUGUGACCACCAACCUCGUCACCGUCACCAUAAAAGAGUUCCCAUCCCCUGCCUCCUGCCCCGCUUCACCUUCUGCUAGCCCCGAAAAUGCCUCUUCCCCCCCUCCCACCGCCGCCUCCGACGACCCCUCCCCAGCAAAACUGCUCUUCACGGUCACCAUGAAGUUCGCAGUGGUGCUCGUGGGAGCGGGCACUCUGGCCUUCCUCGGCGCGGUCAUCUGCAUCAUUGCCAGCGUUUAUCCGUUUAAACGCGCCGCUCUCGUCAGCGAUAACGGAACCCUGACGUCGGAGUCGCUGCUCCAGCCUCUGGAGCCGGGGUCGGUGGCUCACGCCGGGCCGCUGGGCGCUCUGCACGGCGCGGAGUCGUACGAUGGUGGAAACGGACUCGGCGGCAUCGGCGUGGAGGUUCCCACUCUGAACGAGCUCAACCUUGGGGAGGAGACGGGUGGAGGGCCGGCGAAGCAGUUCAGCUUCAGCCGUCUCAUCUGCACUCCUGUGCCUGUGGGAGAGUGCAAGACUAAAGACCUGAGGCAGCGGAGGGACCACCAGCAGCAGCAGGCGGACGAUCCGCUCUACGGCACAGGGGAUGAAGACCUGCGGACCACCGCGGAGGAACUCCGGCAGAUGGUCCUGCAGCAGAACGACCAGAUCCUCAUGGACCAGAGGACCAUAAGGGAGCUGACCGGGAAGCUCAGCGAGUGCGAGAGCGGCCUGGAGGACGAGCGGAGCAUCCCGGAGCGCAGCAUCGGGGUCUGGAGCGGGAACCGCCGCGUCAUGGCCGGGGAUGAUGUGACCUCAUCCGCCGCGGCACAGCUGCAGACGGCGCGGGCCGUGGAGGAGCUGGCCCGGGCCAUCAUGGAGCUGAAGGAUCGCAUUGAGAAACUGGAGGCAGAGAUAGGCCCUGCUGCUUUGAACCUCACAGACACAUCUGUGGGCGUAAAUAGUGGCGGCAGCAGCAGCGGCAGCGGCAGCAGCACAGCUGGUAACACCGGCAAGGCUCCAGCUCCGCCUUCCAGCACUACUUCCUCCCUAUCUGCAGGGUCUGCCCCAGGGGGCCGCCGUCCUGCUUCCCCAGGCUCCUCUGCCUCCAGGCCUCCUGCUAAGGGUCCCCCUGGGCGUGGAAAGAGCACCUGGAGGGUGGAGGACCUGGAAGGGGAGCUGGAAAGGAAGAUAAAGAUGCUAGAGAAGGAGAGACAGGCCAUGAGGAAGGAGACUCAGGGCCAGCAUGAGAAGAUCAACAAGGGCAUCGACAACGUCAGCCACCGUGUCACCGAGCUGGAACACACGAUGACGGAGCCACCGUUCCCUGACGGCUUUGUCAUCUCCUUCCCUAUGCGGACCAACUACAUGUACGGCCUGGUCAGGAAAGAGAUUACUGAGAUGUAUGCCUUCACUGCCUGCCUAUGGCUCAAAGCCAAAGAGGGUGGCAUUGGGACCCCCUUCUCCUACUCUGUGCCGGGGCAGCCCAAUGAGCUGGUUCUGUUACAGGGAGUCCACAAUCCCGUGGAGCUGCUUAUCAACGACAAGGUGGCGCAGCUGCCCCUGUCCCUGCCACAGGAUGAGUGGCAGCACAUCUGUGUCAGCUGGACUCUCAGAGAUGGGGUUUGGAAGGCCUACCAGGGUGGGAAGAUGAAGGGACGAGGGGAGGGACUGGCGGCCUGGCACCCAAUCAAACCCGGGGGAGUCCUCAUUCUGGGACAGGAGCAGGACACACUGGGUGGACGUUUUGAUGCCUCCCAGGCUCUGGUCGGGGAGCUCUCUCAGUUUAACCUGUGGGACCGGGUGUUGAAGCCAGCCGAGGUGGCCGCCGUGGCCGACUGCAGCUCCUCGGCCCUGGGCAACAUCGCGCCCUGGACCGACCACGACGUAGAUGUCUACGGCGGCGCCACCAAGGAGUCCCUGGACCCGUGCCACGCCGCCCAGAGAUCCAACCCCUCUGGCCCCAAACAGUGAAGAAUGACUGGGAGAGGGCAGCCAUGCUUGAGAGGUCAAUUUAGGAGUGAAUUGAAGAGUCUAAAGAGUUUUUAUCCAAGUUGGAGCAUCCAGUAUAAUUUGCUUGUUGGGGGUUGGUAAGCUUACUACCAGUGGACUAUUAAAUUGUCAAGCGUGGUGUA